Messenger RNA from Capsicum annuum, 3870 nucleotides. RefSeq names its product rho GTPase-activating protein REN1. The transcript is spliced from 24 exons. Gene Ontology annotation, biological process: signal transduction. The record is from RefSeq and is a predicted model, not a curated record. The coding region runs from base 710 to 3427 and encodes 905 amino acids. NCBI's taxonomy places the organism in Eukaryota, Viridiplantae, Streptophyta, Magnoliopsida, Solanales, Solanaceae.
UCACACUUCAAAUACUUUACCUUUUAACUUAUAGAGUUGUUUUCAUACCUUCAACCUAACAUUAACUCCACUAAGCAUCUUGUCAAUCAAAACUAUGUCAUUCAUAAAUAACAUACACACAUGUCAAUUCAUCUAUUAUCACCAAGGCCCUAGGAACGAACUAAAAACCUGAUCCCUAGUGUAACUCCAAUUCCAUAAAAAAGUGUUGAGAGUCUCCUCCUACCGUUCUAAUCUACAUUUUAGCUUAUUAUACAUGUCUUUUAUCGGCCCUAAUGGAAAAAAAAUAUAUAUAUAACGUAUUCCUUUUUGAAAAAAUAAAGAAUGAGAGACAUAAGGAGGACGUGUAAGAAAAAGGAAAAGGUCCUAUUGUUCCCCCCUCCCAUUCUCCCCGCUCGAUUUAAGGAACAAGAGAGAGAGAGACAACAAAGCUCUCUCUCUCUCUCUCUCUCCAACUUCUCCUACACAAAUUCCCUUAUUCUUUUGCUCGACUCUCGGUUUUCCGUUACCCACAUUCUUCAUCCACUUUCCAAAAAGGGAAAAAAGUUUCUCUUCCCCCCUUCUUUCUCCUACAUUUUUUCUUGUUUCUUUCCAUUUUCCAAUGCAGUUGUUGGGUUUUGUCUGAAAAAGGAGCUUUUUGGUGGGGUUGAUUUGGAUUUUUGUGUUGCUUGAUCAAGAUUCACCAAUCACGAAUGUUAUUCGUUAUCAUACCAUGACGACUAAUCGCACGGCUGAUGCGUCUAAGCCUGAAGGGGCUAAUCAACCCCCUCCACCACCUGGGGCUAAUGAUCAAGUUCGUGGUGGAAAUAAGGUUUACAGAAGUGGUCCCUUGUUUUUAUCAUCAAGAGGAAUUGGAUGGACAUCAUGGAAGAAGAGGUGGUUCAUUCUAACUCGUACCUCAUUGGUCUUCUACAGAACUGAUCCUAAUGCUACUCCUCAAAAGGGAAGCGAAGUGAAUUUAACCCUGGGUGGUAUUGAUCUCAACAGUUCAGGCAGUGUGGUUGUCAAAGAAGAUAAGAAACUGUUGACUGUGCUUUUUCCUGAUGGUCGUGAUGGACGAGCUUUCACACUCAAGGCGGAAACAAUCGAAGAUUUGCUCGAGUGGAAAACUGCACUUGAGGAAGCUUUGUCAAAUGCACCUAAUGCCGCUCUUGUAGUGGGCCAAAAUGGAAUACUUAGGAACGAUCAGGCCAAUGCUGUUGAUGUUUCACUUGAGCAAUCUAAUGAUAGACAGCCUGUGAAGUCCAUGGUAGUUGGUCGGCCGGUUUUACUUGCUCUGGAAGAUAUUGAUGGAACUCCAUCUUUCUUGGAGAAAGCCCUGAGGUUUGUAGAAGAGCAUGGGGUCAAAACUGAAGGCAUCUUGCGGCAAGCAGCAGAUGUUGAUGAUGUGGAGAACCGAAUACGGGAAUAUGAACAGGGUAAAACUGACUUUUCUACAGACGAGGAUGCACAUGUUAUUGCUGAUUGUGUCAAGUAUAUUCUGCGGGAGUUGCCAUCAUCUCCAGUUCCUGCAUCUUGCUGCAAUGCCCUCUUGGAAGCAUUUAGAACUGAGCGGGGAACUAGAGUCAAUGCUAUGCAUACAGCCCUAUUGGAGACAUUUCCAGAACCAAACCGCCGUUUGCUGCAGAGGAUUCUUAUGAUGAUGCAAAAGGUGGUUUCCAAUAAAACUCAAAAUAGAAUGAGCACGUCAGCAGUGGCAGCUUGCAUGGCACCAUUACUUCUUCGCCCACUUUUGGCUGGAGACUGUGAGCUAGGAAAUGACUUUGCUAUGAGUGGUGAUAGCUCUGUUCAACUUCUGCAAGCAGCUGCUGCAGCUAACCAUGCUCAAGCCAUUGUCAUCACAUUGCUAGAUGAGUAUGAUAGAUUAUUCGGGGAAGGCUCUGCAUCGCCUGAACUAUACUCUGACUCAGACGGUAGUGGAACCGAGAGUGGAGAAGAAUUUACUGAUGAUGAUUACAGCUACGAUGAAGAAGAUGAAGAUGAAGAUGAAGAUGAAGAUGAAGACGAAGAUGAUGAUGACGCGGAAGAGGGCUCUCACGCUGAUAUUGAUGAUUCUGAUCAUGACUCCCGUCCAACAAUCAAUGAGGUUGGCGAAAGUGAAGAUUGUAAUAAGUGCUCUCAAGUUUCUAAAACUAAUUUGAAGACUAAUGAAGUGAGCGUCGUCAAAACUACUGGGAGCUCACCCAGAAGUCCGCCUCAAACUUCUGUUCAGAAUGAUGUCAAUGAAGCAGGUGAGAGUGUUCCGCUUCCAAGUCAUGAAAAUUCAAGAGCACAAGGAAAUGAACCCGGUGAAGAAGUAGGACCUGUACAGAUUGAAACAUCUACUUCUCAAAAGUCAACGGAUAUGUUAGAUGGACCUCUACGCAGUGUUCGGCGACCUGCUAUCUUGGGGCGUACUCCUGCCAAGAAGAACCUCUCCAUGGAAUCAAUUGACAUCCCCUUUGAUGAAGAAGAUGAAAUCCAGAGGCUUGAGGCCAUAAAAGCUGACUUGCAAACUAGGAUUGAAGAGGAGUCCAAAGGCAAUGCCCUUUUGCAACAAAGUUUGGAGAAACGAAAGGAUGCUUUGCAUGUGCGUCGUCUAGCACUUGAAAAAGAUGUGAAAAGACUUCAGGAUCAACUACACAAGGAGAGGGAGUUAAGAAUACUUCUUGAAGCUGAACUUGAAGGCAAAUUACCUGUCUCUUCCAGUAAAGGGUCUUGUUCCGAUGCGGGAAAAAAUCAAGAUGGGAUGAUGAAGGAAGAAAUUCAGGAUAUUGCUCAGGCAGAGGCAGAUGUCAUCAAUCUGAAACAGAGGGCUGACUCGGGCAAUCAACCACAGCAAAGUCAAAAUAAUCAGGGGAAAAGCAAGGAUAAACAUAAGGAUACAGAAAGUAAUGCUUCAAAAACUCAUGAAAAAUCUGCAAGAAGUAAGGAGACCAAUGUGAACAAGGCAGAUAGUGAGAAAGACAAUAAGCAUGAAGCACAGAGUAAGCAAGUAGAUUCUUCUGUGGAAGCGGGGAUGAGCAAAGCCCCUUCAGCUGGUAGUAAAAAAUCUACUUCUAAGAGUGAGGGAGCAAAUAAUACAACAUCAGCAUUAUCAAAACUGACAAACAGGCUCAACUUCUUGAAAGAACGUCGGACUCAAAUUGCACAUGAACUCCAGCACCUAGACAAAAACCAGUCUGAUCAGCCUGUCAAAAACAAAGAAAAAGGUAAAGGGUCUGAAUCUCACCACCCUGAUCAGCCUGUCAAAAACAAAGAAAAAGGUAAAGGGUCUGAAUCUCACCACCCUGACAAGGUUCAAGCAUCUCAAAGUCAAGCAUCCGAAAAGAAUGGAUCGGAUGAUGGCCAAUCAAUUCAGCAUCCAGAUUUGGACAAAGGAAAAUCAGAUAGCCUCCCAAAUCCGGGAAAAGGUCCAGCUGCAAUCCCUACAAGGACAAACUCUAGAUGAUGCAUAGUCAUUUUUGGACUUCCCUAGUUUGCAGAAUGUCGCACUUCUUCUCAGAUAUGCGUUAGGCUGAGAGUGGAAGAUGGUAAACAUGCUUGUCGUAUAGGACCUUGAUUGGUGCCUCGAGAAUUGGUUGUUCAUGCCAACCUUGCUGAGAUUCCAGGGUGCCCGAUACUUACAGGUCAUCUAUUCUUUGAGGAGAAGUUGAGUGGCCGUGAAGCGCUGCUGAGCUGAAGUUCUGCAUUGUGCUUGUCUGAAAAUGAAAUUAAUGCUUUUGUAUAGGUAUUAUGUGGUAAGUAGAAAUCUAAUCAUCUGGUUUAGCAGAUUAAAGCUAUCAGAUAGUUUGCUGAUAAAAUUAAGAUGAGGAAGUUUUGGUACCAUUCAAUUGUAUAAAAUGUUGGUUGCUUCCCCUCUGGGAAUAAAGAUUUUUAUUAGGACAGGUUUAA